GGCAACAAACAAAUUAAUUGAAAACAAAACCAUUAUACUACUACAAUUCAUUUGAAGUUCCCAAACAGACCGCCGUGACUGAAAGAACAGAGAAGAGAAGUGGCCGUCAAUGGCCUCCUCCUCUUCUUCUCCGCCGCGUCUAACCCUUCGUCUUCUUCUCCAUCUUUCAUAUUUUACGCUUCUUCUUCUGUUAAUCCCAGCCACUCACGCGGCCGCCCCCACUUUCAAAGGUGUUGACAUUAAUAAUCCGAUUAUCGAUAUCACCCCUUCGAUUCUCAAGGGAGAGCAGCUUAAUCUUGAUUCUAAAGAUAUUUUAUACUGCGAACGAGUUAAAAUAUCCGGUCACUCAAGGUUACUAUGGGGGAGUUAUGCUAAUGCUUUUCGAGUUAACUUGGCCCCUUAUGCUACAAUUCCGGAGAGAAUGCAUAGCAGAAUUUUAGUUUGUAUUCAUCAGAAUGCGUCAUCAGCAUUAUGUCAUUGCGAAAAGGAUGAGUGGAAAGGUCUUCAAAAGGGCGUGUGGAGCGCUGUCAUGUCUCCUUAUAAUGAGAAAUUUGUUGAUGUCAAGUUUGUUGGUGAAAUUUAUGGUCCUGUAAAAUUGUUUAUUAAAGAAGAUUUGCAGCAAUGGCGUCUCGUUUCUCUGGCAGUGGGAUUUCUGUUACUAUUGCUGGCACCAAUUGUCAGCAGUUGGGUUCCUUUUUAUUAUACCUCCUCAAUGGCUAUUGGUGUUUUUCUUGUUGUUAUCAUUCUUCUUUUCCAGGGAAUGAAAUUAUUGCCAACUGGAAGGAAAAAUGUUUUCUAUCUUUCCGUUUAUGGAUCAGUGCUUGGAGCUGGCACUUUCAUUUUACACCAUAUCUCAGUGCUGGCAAAUUCAAUUCUCAUCAACUUUGGGCUCAGUGAAGAGAUGCACAAUCCAGUCUAUGUAUUUCUAGUAGCUGGGAUUGUGCUCGCAGGAGCUGCUUUAGGGUACUGGAUUGUAAGAAAAUUUGUGAUAGCAAAAGAUGGGAGUGUUGAUGUUGGCGUAGCCCAGUUUGUGAAAUGGGCAAUGAGGAUCAUUGCGGCCAUCUUUAUUUUUCAGAGCACUCUUGAUACUCUUUUGGCAAUGGUCACCCUCCUAUCUUUGUACAUCGCCUGCCUUCUUAUCAAUAAAUAUUUGAGGUGUGAACCAGUUUGUGAACUUCAUCCUCAAGGUGGAAGCCUUUGGGUCCAGCAAGGACGACAGGUGACAACAAAGCACAAUCGCGCUGAAUUCCUUAGCAGGUCAGGUAAAAUGAGCUCUGUAGAAAAGAUGUGGGGUAGUUCAAAGAGCAAUCCUGUCAAAGGUAGUGGUUUGUUAUCACCAUCUACUUGCUCAGCGACAAAUAAUCAGCAGAACUACUUCUCAACCUUCCACAAGACACCAAAGAGAAAGAAGUUUACCAAGAAAGAUUGGGAGGACUUCACGAGGGAAUCGACACAGCAAGCUGUACGAGAAUGGGCAGCAUCACCAGAAACUGCUGCAUGGCUCGUCGACAAUGCUGAUAGAAUUCAACUCAUUCGAAGUGAUUGCAGUUCCGACGAUACCAUUGGCAGUGAAUCCGACUCCUCGGAUGAGACUGUUACCGGGAACGGAAAAAGGUUUUGCUUGUUUAAUUGGUAGGAAGUAUAGCUGAAGAUAUUAGUUGGAUCACAAGGAUCUCAUUCUUAGAUUAACUUAGAGAGUAGGCAAGUUAACUCAUAGAAUUGUUAACCCUUGGCCUUUGUUGCACUGGUUACUAGGCUUCAAUGUAUCAAUUAGUAGUCACAUAUAAACUCCAAAAGAGGUUCACCUUUACUAUGUAAAAGAAUGUAGAUUUUAUUGCAACCUCUGUUCAUUUAAUUUAUCUAUUUUGAUGGCUUUAGAGUUGCUCAAA
Mercurialis annua (annual mercury) is the source of this 1889-nucleotide messenger RNA. RefSeq lists its product as uncharacterized. NCBI's taxonomy places the organism in Eukaryota, Viridiplantae, Streptophyta, Magnoliopsida, Malpighiales, Euphorbiaceae. The record is from RefSeq and is a predicted model, not a curated record. Bases 110 to 1636 code for a protein of 508 amino acids. The transcript has 10 exons.